UGUCUGGUGAAGUAAAUCGUAUCAGAAGAUUAAUUGUAUAUUUACAUGCGCAAAUUGUUGGUGGUGGAGGAAAUCCACCAGAAGAUCCUAAUACUCCAUUACCAAUUCCUCCUCCAUCACUUGAAGAUGUAUUAAAAUAUCCAAAUAAUAAAGAUGUAAAAUUGGGAAUGUUGUUUGAAGCGAUGGAAAAAGUAGCAAAGGAAAUAAGUGAAGUUGUUAAUAAAAAAACUUUUCUUCAAGAAAUUAUAACUGGUUCAGAAUUUAAAAAGGAACUUAUUAAGAAAUUAUCGAGAGAAGACCCCAAAUAUUUGAUAGAGAAUUUAAAAAAUAUUGAAUAUGUUGCUAAUAUAAUUUAUAAAACACCAAAAAAUAUUAGUAAAAAACGAAAACAUAUAGAAAAUUCAAUCUCAUCUAGUUCAGAUAAUAAAGAAAGUGAAAGUGAAAACAAUGAUAAUAAAGAAUUACCAAAGAAAAAAACAAAAAAAAGUUCAACACCAUAUAAUAAUUUUGUUAAAAAAGAAUAUUCCUGA
Molecule: messenger RNA, 530 nt
Organism: Dentiscutata erythropus
Lineage: Eukaryota; Fungi; Glomeromycota; Glomeromycetes; Diversisporales; Gigasporaceae
Source: the annotation of a GenBank genome assembly